This is a messenger RNA of Engraulis encrasicolus (European anchovy), 6049 nucleotides long. It is a transcript of the gene nalcn, whose product is annotated as sodium leak channel, non-selective. The transcript has 48 exons. The coding region runs from base 254 to 5503 and encodes 1749 amino acids. The record is from RefSeq and is a predicted model, not a curated record. NCBI's taxonomy places the organism in Eukaryota, Metazoa, Chordata, Actinopteri, Clupeiformes, Engraulidae. Gene Ontology annotation, biological process: monoatomic ion transport; positive regulation of synaptic transmission, cholinergic; positive regulation of synaptic transmission, GABAergic. Gene Ontology annotation, molecular function: monoatomic cation channel activity. Gene Ontology annotation, cellular component: plasma membrane.
AAAUACCUCUCGUGCUAUGAGCUCAAAGACAAAGCCGUAAGGACACACGAAUUCUCCGUCCCAGCGGCAGGUGUUGACGUCAAUACCACCACUUCAGUUUCUCAGGACUGGCCUCUGACUACUAUUCGGGGAUGAACGCACCAAUGAGGAGCCUCACCGGUAUGCCUGAUCGCAUGUUUUGUGCCGUGCUGGAGCAAUUUCAGCUUUACUUUUCCCGUUGAUCCACUCCCUGUACAGCACGGCCAGCCCCAGCAUGCUGAAGCGCAAGCAGAGCUCGCGGGUGGAGGCCCCGCCCGUGACCGACUUUGGGCCCGACGAGACGCUCACGGACAGCGCCGACAUCCUCUGGAUAAACAAGGCAUGGGUUCAUUCACUCCUCCGAGCCUGUGCCAUCAUCAGCGUCAUCUCUGUGUGCAUGAACACGCCGAAGACAUUCGAGCACUAUCCCCCGCUGCAGUAUGUAACUUUCACCCUGGACACCCUCCUCAUGUUCCUCUACACUGCUGAGAUGAUCGCCAAGAUGCACAUCAGGGGCAUUGUCAAGGGUGAUAACUCCUACAUGAAGGACCGCUGGUGCAUGUUCGAUGGCUUCAUGGUGAUCUUCCUCUGGGUCUCACUCGUACUGCAGGUGUUUGAGAUUGCGAUGAUUGUGGACCAGAUGUCUCCGUGGAGGAUGCUGAGGAUCCCCCGAGCCCUCAUCAUGAUCAGAGCGUUCCGCAUCUACUUCCGCUUUGAGCUACCCCGCAGCCGAAUAAACAACAUCCUCAAGCGGUCUGGCGAACAGAUCUGGAGCGUGUCCAUCUUUCUGCUGUUUUUCCUCCUGCUCUACGGAAUUCUGGGAGUUCAAAUGUUUGGCACAUUCAAUUACCACUGUGUGACCAAUGACACUGUGAAAGGGCAGGUGUCAUGGAACGACCUGGCCAUCCCCGACACACACUGCUCUCCGGAUGGCGAGGGCUACCAGUGCCCUGUGGGCUUCAAGUGUGUGGACCUGGAGGACUUCGGCCUUAACAGGCAACAGCUGGGAUACAGCGGCUUCAACGAGCUCGGCAGCAGCAUCUUCACGGUGUACGAGGCUGCGUCUCAGGAGGGCUGGGUGUUCCUCAUGUACCGUGCCAUCGACAGCUUCCCACGCUGGCGCUCCUACUUCUACUUCAUCACCCUCAUCUUCUUCCUCGCCUGGCUCGUCAAGAAUGUCUUCAUUGCGGUCAUCAUCGAGACCUUUGCUGAGAUCCGCGUCCAGUUCCAGCAGAUGUGGGGGUCCCGCAGCAGCACCACCUCCACAGCCACAAGUCAGAUGUUCCAUGAGGAUUCAACAGGGGGGUGGCAGCUGGUGGCAGUGGAUGUCAACAAGCCUCAUGGUCGAGCCCCCGCCUGCCUCCAGCAACUGAUCCGCUCCUCGGUGUUCCACAUGGCCAUCCUGAGCGUGGUUGCCCUGGACGUGAUCGUCGCUGCCAGCAACUACUACAAGGGCGAAAACUACACCCGAGUCUAUGACGAGUUCUACUUAGCAGAGGUGGUGUUCACGGUGCUGUUUGACCUGGAGGCGCUGCUGAAGAUCUGGUGCCUGGGCUUCGGCGGCUACAUCAGCUCUUCACUGCACAAGUUUGAGGCCCUGUUGGUGGUGGGUACCACCCUGCACAUCUACCCGGACCUUUACCACUCACAGUUCACCUACUUCCAGGUGUUGCGGGUGGUGCGUCUGAUUAAGAUCUCCCCGGCGUUGGAGGACUUUGUGUAUAAGAUCUUUGGUCCAGGGAAGAAGCUGGGCAGCCUGGUGGUGUUCACGGCCAGCCUGCUCAUCGUCAUGUCUGCUAUUAGCCUGCAGAUGUUCUGCUUCGUGGGGGAGCUGGACCGCUUCACCACCUUUCCCAGGGCGUUCAUGUCCAUGUUCCAGAUCUUGACGCAGGAGGGCUGGAUAGACGUGAUGGAUCAGACCCUGGUGGCGGUGGGGGAACCCUGGGCUCCCGUGGUGGCCAUCUAUUUCAUCCUCUACCAUCUCUUCGCCACCCUGAUUCUUCUCAGUUUGUUUGUGGCGGUCAUCCUUGACAAUCUCGAGUUGGACGAAGACCUCAAGAAACUGAAGCAGUUGAAGCAGAGCGAGGCCAAUGCCGACACCAAGGAGAAGCUGCCGCUGCGUCUCCGCAUCUUUGAGAAGUUCCCCAACCGUCCGCAGAUGGUUAAGAUCUCCAAACUGCCUUCCGACUUCUCCGUGCCCAGGAUCAGGGAGAGUUUCAUGAAGCAGUUCAUUGAUCGUCAGCAGCAGGACCCCAGCUGCCUGUUCAGACGGCUCCCCUCGGCAUCCUCCUCCUCCUGCGACCACUCCAAGAGGUCGGCCAUAGAGGACAGCAGAUACAUCGACCAGAAGCUGCGCAGAUCCACAUUCAGCAUCCGGGCACGCAAUCUUCUGGAGAAGGAGACGACCGUCAACAAAAUUUUAAGAGCCUGCACUAGACAGCGUAUGCUGAGUGGUUCUCUAGAGGGGCAGCCGGCCAAGGAGCGCUCCAUUCUGGGAGUUCAGCACCACAUCCGACAGGAGCGCAGAUCCCUAAGGCACGGCUCAACCAGCCAGAGAAUCACGCGGGGGAAGUCCCUGGAAACCCUAACCCAAGAUCACUCCAGCACAGUCCGAUACCGCAACGCCCAGAGAGAAGACAGUGAGAUCAAGAUGAUCCAGGAGAAGAAAGAACAGGCCGAGAUGAAACGAAAAGUCCAGGAGGAGGAGUUGCGUGAGAACCACCCCUACUUCGACAAGCCCCUCUUCAUCGUGGGCAGAGAGCACCGCUUCAGGACCUUCUGCAGGACCAUCGUGAGAGCCAGAUUCAAUGUGAUGAAACCAGACCCCAUCACUGGAGCUGUGAAGCACACCAAGUAUCACCAGCUGUAUGAUCUCCUGGGGAUGGUCACCUACCUGGACUGGGUGAUGAUCGUGGUCACCAUCUGUUCCUGCAUCUCUAUGAUGUUUGAGUCGCCCUUCACCCGCAUCAUGCAUGUGCCCACCUUGCAGAUUGGCGAGUACGUGUUUGUGAUCUUCAUGAGCAUCGAGCUGAACCUGAAGAUCAUGGCUGACGGCCUCUUCUUCACCCCCACCGCUGUCAUCAGGGACUUUGGUGGAGUCAUGGACAUCUUUAUUUACCUGGUGAGCCUGAUCUUCCUGUGCUGGCUGCCCAACAACGUGCCCCCGGAGUCGGGCGCCCAGCUGCUGAUGAUGCUGCGCGCGCUGCGGCCCCUGCGCAUCUUCAAGCUGGUGCCCCAGAUGAGGAAGGUGGUGCGCGAGCUGCUCAAGGGCUUCAAAGAGAUCUUCCUGGUCUCCAUUCUCCUGCUGACGUUAAUGCUGGUGUUUGCAAGCUUUGGCGUUCAGCUCUUCGCUGGAAAGCUUGCCAAGUGCAACGAUCCCAAUAUUGAGAGACGGGGGGACUGCCACGGCAUCUUCAGGAUCAAUGUGAGUGUCUCCAAGAACCUGAACAUCAAGCUGAGGGAAGGGGAGAGGAAGCCAGGCUUCUGGGUGCCAAGAGUCUGGGCCAACCCUCGUAACUUUGACUUUGACAACGUGGGCAAUGCCAUGCUGGCGCUGUUUGAGGUGCUGUCUCUGAAGGGCUGGGUGGAGGUGCGCGACGUCAUCAUCCACCGAGUGGGCCCCAUUCAUGGCAUCUACAUUCACGUGUUUGUAUUUCUUGGCUGCAUGAUCGGACUGACGCUGUUUGUGGGAGUGGUCAUCGCAAACUUCAAUGAGAAUAAGGGUACUGCUCUGCUCACAGUGGACCAGAGGAGAUGGGAAGACCUGAAAAGCCGCCUGAAGAUCGCCCAGCCCCUUCACCUCCCACCCAGACCAGAAAAUGGCGUCUUCCGUGCCAAGAUGUAUGACAUCACACAGCACCCGUUCUUCAAGAGGGGCAUCGCGGUGCUGGUGUUGGCUCAGUCCCUUCUGCUGUCUGUCAAGUGGGACGUUGAUGACCCUGUCACGUUUCCGCUGGCCACCAUGUCUGUCGUAUUCACUUUAAUAUUCGUGCUAGAGGUGACCAUGAAGCUGAUAGCCAUGUCCCCAGCUGGCUACUGGCAGAGCCGCAGGAACAGGUACGACCUGCUGGUCACCUCCCUUGGGGUGGUCUGGAUCGUGCUCCACUUCUCCUUACGGAAUGAAUACACCUAUAUGAUGGGCGCCUGUGUGAUCGUGCUGAGGUUCUUCACCAUCUGUGGGAAGCAUGUGACUCUGAAGAUGCUGCUGCUGACGGUGGUGGUGAGCAUGUACAAGAGCUUCUUCAUCAUCGUGGGCAUGUUCAUCCUACUGCUCUGCUACGCCUUCGCCGGGGUCGUGCUCUUUGGCACCGUCAAGUACGGCGAAAACAUCAACAGGCACGCUAACUUCUCCACAGCAGGCAAGGCCAUCACUGUGCUGUUCCGUAUUGUCACCGGUGAGGACUGGAACAAGAUCAUGCAUGACUGCAUGGUGACAGCUCCGUUCUGCACGCCGGAUAAGCACCGCUACUGGGAGACGGACUGUGGCAACUACGCUGGAGCCCUCAUCUACUUCUGCUCCUUCUACGUCAUCAUUGCCUACAUCAUGCUCAACCUGCUCGUAGCUAUCAUUGUGGAGAACUUCUCUCUCUUCUACUCGACUGAGGAGGACCAGCUGCUCAGUUAUAAUGACCUGCGACACUUUCAAAUCAUCUGGAACAUGGUGGACGACAAGCGGGAGGGUGUGAUCCCCACGUCCCGUGUGAAGUUCCUGCUGCGCCUGCUGCGGGGGCGGCUGGAGGUGGACCUGGACAAGGACAAGCUGCUCUUCAAGCACAUGUGCUACGAGAUGGAGCGCCUGCACAACGGAGGGGACGUCACCUUCCAUGACGUGCUCAGCAUGCUGUCGUACCGCUCGGUGGACAUCCGCAAGUCUCUGCAGGUGGAGGAGUUGCUGGCUCGAGAGCAGCUGGAGUACACCAUAGAAGAAGAAGUGGCCAAGCAGACCAUACGCAUGUGGCUCAAGAAGUGCCUCAAACGCAUACGCGCCGAGUCACUGGAUGAAGAAAUAAUAUCUAAAUAUCUAAAUGGGACCUUCCUGGACUCCCUGGAUGAAGAGAUAAUGUAUCUCAAUGGGACAUUCCUGAAACAGCAGCAGUCGUGCAGCAUCAUCCAAAGCCUGAGAGAAGAGCAGAAGAUCCAGCACCCGUUCCUCCCUCCCAGCAUCACGCUGCCCAGCGAGGAUCUCUACCCCAACAACCAGGACAACCCCUCUCAGCCAGAGAACAGCGAUCUGCAGCAGAUGCUCAGCCCCACACUGUCGACCGGCAGCAGCCUCCGCCAGGACUCCUUGGAGUACGGACGGCCACAGAGGAAGCUGGGACAGUGGCGCCCACCAGGCCGCACCAGCCGCAGGUCCAUAGGGACGAUGAAGAUGAACCCGGUGAGCGACCAGCCGUCGUCGGGGUCGGAGGUCAAGAAGUGGUGGACGCGCCAGCUGACCGUGGAGAGCGACGAGAGUGGCGAGGACGACGACUUGACCGACUGAGCCAAUAGGAAGGAGCACAGUGCAGGGCUGGACUGGUAAUCUGGCAUACAGGGCAUUUUCCGACAGUCCCCAAGGCCACCGAUACUGUUAUUUUUUUAUUGUUUAUUGUUUUAAGAGACUGGCCCAAGGUUUAGAAGGGGUGACCCAUUGUUCCAUCUUCAAUGUAAACGAUGGACUGAGUGGAAGAGGAUAUAGUACGGAAACUGUUUGUACUGAGGUACCAGUGUAAGCUUGUCUGGCAGCAAACGCCAUACUAAAUCACAAGUGAUGUCCAGCAAUUCGAAAAGAAUGCGCAAGGCAGCAUGGGUACUCCCAGGCUAAGUGUAAGCCAAAAAUGCCCAGUCCAGCCCUGCAAGAGUUGGAGGAGGAAGAGGGUAAAAUAUGGGGUGUCAAUAUAACUGUUUAAGAGUUGAACUCAACUCCAUUUCAGAUCACUUUUGGUCCCACUCAAAACAUUUGGAACAUGGAACUAUGGAACAUUGACUCCACAGUGUUGUAAAUACUCUAUCUGGAGUUAUAAAAGUUAUAAAAGUUUACUCUGAAAUG